Molecule: messenger RNA, 3774 nt
Organism: Salmo salar (Atlantic salmon)
Lineage: Eukaryota; Metazoa; Chordata; Actinopteri; Salmoniformes; Salmonidae
Gene: cdh17
Product: cadherin 17, LI cadherin (liver-intestine)
Biological process (GO): cell-cell junction assembly; homophilic cell-cell adhesion; adherens junction organization
Cellular component (GO): adherens junction; catenin complex; plasma membrane
Molecular function (GO): beta-catenin binding; calcium ion binding; cadherin binding
Source: RefSeq, marked provisional
CUACAGUCGAAGGAGUGAAACGUGAACUCUUAAGCAAGAGUCUCAUCCCUGAAGCUCAUCAUGGCACAUCCCACAAUGCACCUGCUGCUGCUCAGCCUCCUCAUCGCCACUGCUGCUGGGAAAGGCCUGGAGAAGGGACCACUGGAGAACAAGGUUCUAGACGUACCAGAGGGGACACCUGUACCCUACGCCCUGUACCAGUUCCAAGCGUCCCACCUCGAGGUUGAUGGGUUCAGAUUGACAGGAGAGACUGAAGGAAAGAUCAGCGUCUCAGAGGACGGUUGGCUCUACCUGGAACAGACCCUGGACUGGGCCCACACACAGACACAUACUCUGGAGCUGGAGGCCUUAGUGGGUUCAGAACCAGUAGAAGGUCCAGUCAGCAUCACCAUCAACGUGGUGGAUGUCAACAACCACGCCCCCUCCUUCAACCAGACUGACUACAUCAGCAUCGUCAAGGAACGUACCCCCGCAGGUGUUCCAUUUGCGCGUGUGUUUGCUACUGACCUGGACGACCCAGAGUCUCCCAACGCCCAUCUGAGUUACACCCUGGUCUCCCAGAUCCCCAACAGAGACAACACCCUGUUCUUCCAGAUCAACAGCAACACAGGAGAGAUUUCUACUACUGCCGAGGGAGAGCGUCUGCUGAAGGCCAGAGAAAGUGUUAUUCAUUCCAGAGGAGGGGACUUCAGUGAUUCUCUGAAGAAGAGGUUUGAUGACUACUGCACCCCGACACAGGACAUCCCUUAUGAACGCAACCCCUUCUACAGCUGUGUUCAGAGAGCAGAGUCUCGGAGGCUGAACCCUCUGGAAGACCCAGACUUCACGCUGAUUGUUCGUGUGGAGGACAUGGGCGGGGAGUCGGUGAACGCUCUCAACGGUAACGCGAGGGUUAAAAUUGUCGUGCAGGAGAACCUGUGGGUCAAUCCUGGACCGAUCAACCUCAGAGAACAGUUGAAAGGGAUAUACCCCAUGCCCAUCGGGAAGGUCCAGUCUAAUGAUCCCAGUGCCUUCUACAGGCUGGUACAGAAAGAACGGGAGCUGACGUUCCCCUUCAAUGUCACGGAGGAUGGAGACAUUCUGCUGACUGAGGAGCUGGACAGAGAGGAUAAGGCCAUGUACAUCCUGGUGGUGUUUGCUGAGGAUAGCUACGGUAACCAGGUCGAACCUCCCCUGGAGGUGCAGGUGGUGGUGGACGAUGUGAAUGAUAACGCUCCAAUCUGUGAGGAGGAACUCAGUGUGUUUGAAGUGCAGGAGAACGAACCCACAGGCAGCCCGGUUGGACAUCUGAUGGUGCAUGAUGCUGAUGAUGACAACACACCCAACGCACUGCUCUCCUAUUCGCUGGUGUCCCAAACCCCUUCCUCCGUCUUUACCAUCGAUGGCAUCAGCGGCCGCAUCCAGGCCAAGCAGAUGCUCCAACGCAGAGACGCAACAGAGUACCACCUCACUGUCAGAGUAAACGACCCAGGUUUCAGCACAGAAUGUAAGGUCCUCAUCAAGGUUAUCGACAUCAACAAUGAGCUGCCCAUCUUCGAGAUGAAUGACUAUGGUAGUCACAACCUGUCUGAAGACACAGCUCUAGGCCACACCCUCCUGACAGUGAAAGCCACAGACGCUGACGACCCUGGAACAGGAAGCUCCCGCAUCGAGUUCCACAUAACCGCUGGCAACGAAGACGGAGUUUUCGCCAUGGAGACAGAUGACAAUGGGGAGGGCAGGCUUGUUGUUGCUAAGCCUCUGAACUAUGAGACUGCUUCCUCCUAUAAGCUACAGAUUGAUGCUCGUAACCCAGAGCCGCUGGUGAGCGGUCUCGAGUACAGCGCUGAGUCGUCCGCCGUGGUCUAUGUGGCGAUCAGUGACGUUGAUGAGGCUCCAGUGUUUGACAUGGACAUUCUGGAUGUCACGGUGCCAGAGGACACCAAGGAGGGAGCUACGCUGCUCAAAAUAGAUGCCAAGGACCCAGAGGGCAAAGAGAUACUGUUCAAGAUGGAGGGAGACACUAAGGGUUGGUUGGAGAUUGAUCCUGCUACUGGAGAGAUAAAGAUAAAGAAUAAAGCUGUGCUGGACAGAGAGGCGGUGGAGGCCUUCCACUUUACUGUUGUCGCCUUCGAGAAAGCCAAUCCAGAGCUGUCCUCAGAGCGUGAGGUGUCUGUGAGGCUGCUGGAUGUGAAUGACAAUGUCCCCAAGCUGACAGAGAACCAGGCCUUCAUCUGUGUGAAGAAGCCCCAGCCUAUAGUCCUGACGGCCCUGGACGCAGACGCAGAUCCCUUCGGAGCACCUUUCACAUUCAGCCUGGCCCAGGGCAAGAAGUCCCCCAACUGGGACCUAAGCGCUGUGGACGGUACGUCUGCUAAACUGACCCUGAAGAAAUCUCCCAGCGAGGACAAAACCUUCCUAAUCCCCAUCAACAUCAAAGACAACGCUGGCAUGGGCAUCACACAGAAGUUUGAGGUGCGAGUGUGUAACUGUACAGAGCUGGGAUACUGUUUCACCGAGCCAGGCGUUCAUGCAGGGGUGUUAGGAAUGCCCACCACCAUCGGAAUCCUGGCUGGAACUGUCGGAUUCAUCGCCCUGGUCCUGAUUAUCGCUUUCCAUCGUAUAAAAAAGGACAACCAGAAGAAAUCCGUGCUGGGAGAAACGGACGCCAUUCUCUAGAAACACAUGAGAUAGCAUGUGAUUGUUUAAUUGUUAUAUUUCUGAAGAACAGAUCUACUUUGAUUGGUUGUAUGCAUAUGUUAUAAAUACUACCUGGUCUUGUCAUAAUCAUGCACUCACGCAGCUCAAUAACUUAUUUCCCCUGUCAGUGAAUUUUGUCUGUAUUUAGAAUGUAGACUGUCCAUUCUCAGCUAGUGUGUCUUGACUGGCUGUGCACUGUGUGAUGGUUCAAACACUCCAUUUCAAGCUGCUUGCUGUAAUUGUGUAGACUGUUGCUUAGAGACUUUAGUUCACUGUUUGCCUCUGACUGUUAUUUGUGGUUGAUACUGUCUUUAUACUGAUACUCCAUGAUGUUUUUUGUUGAGGCCUGAUAUUAGUGAAGAUGCUAGCUAGCCGAGGGUUAAAUUAGGACGGUUCCACCACUUUAGAAUGGGAGAAAGACGGCAUACAGUAAAGAGUAGAAAUGACCAUGGAAAAACAACCUGUUGGAGACAGUUCCAACACCUAAACAUCCCUCAGUUUAACCCUUGGUGUUAACUGUUUGACAAGCCCAGUGUAAAUGAGUGCCUGGUGAAUGUCUGAGUGUGUACCAAGGUUAUUAUAGAUUUGUGAUUUUCUAUUCAAUUUUAUUUCUAUUACUUUUUAGAUUUUAUUUGAAAUUCAGUUGAGUUUCCAUUCGGUUUCAGACUUGAUUUACUAGUUUUUAUUCUGUUUCAGUAGGAUAAAAAACAUUUUGUUUUUAUAUUAUUCAGUUGUAGUUUCAGUUUGAGUUGUAGUUUUUUGUGUUAGGGACAGAAAGUAGCCUCAAGUGUCCUUAUGCUAGGGGCCAUGUAUGUGUUGUAGGACUAUAGGAGAUACACACACAUUUCCUAGGUGGAAAAAGUCCUGAUGGAUAUUUUCAUUUAUCAGCGUAGUAACAAACCCCCACCUCGCAAUCCAUGCCACACCAAACUGUUGAAACCGUUCAUACCCUUCUUGUUGGUAGAGAGAAUCAUUUGUUGUUUUAAUGCUCAUUGUCGGCAAUUCUACAUAUUAUCCACAUCUUAUGCGUGUUCAUAUGAUACCGGGAGUCGAAUCCUCAGCGAAUUACAAAAAUAAAACAAUAGCUAUCUCCCA